Messenger RNA from Caretta caretta (loggerhead turtle), 4875 nucleotides. NCBI's taxonomy places the organism in Eukaryota, Metazoa, Chordata, Testudines, Cheloniidae. The record is from RefSeq and is a predicted model, not a curated record.
AUGGCCUUGUGGGGAGCCUGUUUGUGUGGGAAGCCGGGAAGGGCUGAGAAGCAGGCGGUGGCUUCGCCCUCAGGCCCAGGGAGGCGGAGUAUAAAUGUAAACAACGUUGAGCCAGAGGUCUCUGCUGAGGAGGCAGAAGAAAUAAAACAGCAAAUUGCAGAAGAUCUAUUCUGCGCUGACGUCCAGGUGCAAACUUCCUAUGUCGAAAUACCACCAGGAGAUAAGUGGCGUUGGUCGCGAUUACAAACAGAAGCCCAGGUGCAAACCUCAAAUCUUGAACUACCAGGCGAAGAGACUUUCCUCCCGUUUGAAAGUGAGGCCCAGGUACAAACCUCAGAUCUUGAAAUAUCAGAGGAGGAGACUUCAUUCCCAUCACAAAUGGAGGCCCAGGUGCAAACAUCAUAUAUUGAAGUACUAGAUACGGAGACUUUAUUCCCCAUAGAAAGUGAGCCCCUGGAGCAGACCCCCGAUCUUGACUUUCAAGACAUGCAGGUGAAGAAUUUAUUCCCAUUAUUUGUUGAAGUUGAAGUGCAAACCUCAUAUGUAGACAUACCAGCAGGGAAUAAGUGGCGUUCGACACGACUACAAGCCGAGGCCGAAGUGCAAACCUCAAGUCAUGAAUUAUUAAAGACACUUUCUUCCCUCUCACAAAAGGAAGCCCAGGUGCAAACCUCCAAAAUUUCAAUAACAGGAACAGAGGAAGUGCCUCUUUCCCCAUCACAAAUCGAGGCCCAGGUGCAAACCUCCAAACUUUCAAUAACAGAAACAGAGGAAGUGCCUCUUUCCCCAUCACAAAUUGAGGCCCAGGUGCAAACCUCCAAACUUUCAAUAACAGGAAUAGAGGAAGUGCCUCUUUUCCCAUCACAAACCGAGGUCCAGGUGCAAACUUCAAAACUUGCAUUAACAGAAGCGGAAGAGGAGACGGCCCCAUUCCUGGUAGAAGAAAAGCCUGUCCCCACAACCCAAAGUGAAGCUGCUGUGCAAACCUCAUAUAUGGACAUACCAGCAGGGAAUAAGUGGCGUUCGUCACGGCUACAAACUGAGGCCCAGGUGCAAACUUCAAGCAUUGAGUUACUGAAGAAGCUUUCUUCCCCCUCACUAACUGAGGCCCAGGUGCAAACGUCAAAACUUGCAGUAACAGAAGCAGAGGACGUGCCUCUUUCCCCCUCACUAACCGAGGCCCAGGUGCAAACCUCCAAACUUGCAGUAACAGAAGCAGAGGAGGAGGAGGAGGCCCCAUUCCCAAUAGAAGAAAAGUCUCUCACCAAACCUGUAGCUGAUGCUGCUGUGCAAACCUCAUAUGUAGACAUACCAGUAGGGAAUAAAUGGCGUUCGUCACGGUUACAAGCUGAGGCCCAGGUGCAAACCUCAAGCAUUGAGUUACUGAAGAAGUUUUCUUCCCUCUUACUAACCGAGGCCCAGGUGCAAACGUCAAGUAUUGAGUUAUUGAAGAAGCUUUCUUCCCCAUCAUUAACCGAGGCCCAGGUGCAAACCUCCAAACUUGCAGUAACAGAAGCAGAGGACGUGCCUCUUUCCCCCUCACUAACCGAGGCCCAGGUGCAAACCUCCAAACUUGCAGUAACAGAAGCAGAGGAGGAGGAGGAGGCCCCAUUCCCAAUAGAAGAAAAGUCUCUCACCAAACCUGUAGCUGAUGCUGCUGUGCAAACCUCAUAUGUAGACAUACCAGUAGGGAAUAAAUGGCGUUCGUCACGGUUACAAGCUGAGGCCCAGGUGCAAACCUCAAGCAUUGAGUUACUGAAGAAGUUUUCUUCCCUCUUACUAACCGAGGCCCAGGUGCAAACGUCAAGUAUUGAGUUAUUGAAGAAGCUUUCUUCCCCAUCAUUAACCGAGGCCCAGGUGCAAACCUCCAAACUUGCAGUAACAGAAGCAGAGGAAGUGCCUCUUUCCCCAUCACAAAUUGAGGCCCAGGUGCAAACUUCAAAACUUGCAUUAACAGAAGCGGAAGAGGAGACGGCCCCAUUCCUGGUAGAAGAAAAGCCUGUCCCCACAACCCAAAGUGAAGUUGCUGUGCAAACCUCAUAUGUAGAUAUACCAGUAGGGAAUAAAUGGCGUUCGUCACGGUUACAAGCUGAGGCCCAGGUGCAAACCUCAAGCAUUGAGUUACUGAAGAAGUUUUCUUCCCUCUUACUGACCGAGGCCCAGGUGCAAACGUCAAGUAUUGAGUUAUUGAAGAAGCUUUCUUCUCCAUCAUUAACCGAGGCCCAGGUGCAAACCUCCAAACUUGCAGUAACAGAAGCAGAGGACGUGCCUCUUUCCCCCUCACUGACUGAGGCCCAGGUGCAAACCUCCAAACUUGCAGUAACAGAAGCAGAGGAAGUGCCUCUUUCCCCCUCACUGAUUGAGGCCCAGGUGCAAACCUCCAAACUUGCAGUAACAGAAGCAGAGGAGGAGGAGGAGGCCCCAUUCCCAAUAGAAGAAAAGUCUCUCACCAAACCUGUAGCUGAUGCUGCUGUGCAAACCUCAUAUGUAGACAUACCAGUAGGGAAUAAGUGGCGUUCGUCACGGUUACAAGCUGAGGCCCAGGUGCAAACCUCAAGCAUUGAGUUACUGAAGAAGUUUUCUUCCCUCUUACUGACCGAGGCCCAGGUGCAAACGUCAAGUAUUGAGUUAUUGAAGAAGCUUUCUUCUCCAUCAUUAACCGAGGCCCAGGUGCAAACCUCCAAACUUGCAGUAACAGAAGCAGAGGACGUGCCUCUUUCCCCCUCACUGACUGAGGCCCAGGUGCAAACCUCCAAACUUGCAGUAACAGAAGCAGAGGAAGUGCCUCUUUCCCCCUCACUGACUGAGGCCCAGGUGCAAACCUCCAAACUUGCAGUAACAGAAGCAGAGGAGGAGGAGGAGGCCCCAUUCCCAAUAGAAGAAAAGUCUCUCACCAAACCUGUAGCUGAUGCUGCUGUGCAAACCUCAUAUGUAGACAUACCAGUAGGGAAUAAAUGGCGUUCGUCACGGUUACAAGCUGAGGCCCAGGUGCAAACCUCAAGCAUUGAGUUACUGAAGAAGUUUUCUUCCCUCUUACUGACCGAGGCCCAGGUACAAACGUCAAGUAUUGCGUUAUUGAAGAAGCUUUCUUCCCCAUCAUUAACCGAGGCCCAGGUGCAAACCUCCAAACUUGCAGUAACAGAAGCAGAGGACGUGCCUCUUUCCCCCUCACUGACUGAGGCCCAGGUGCAAACCUCCAAACUUGCAGUAACAGAAGCAGAGGAAGUGCCUCUUUCCCCCUCACUGACUGAGGCCCAGGUGCAAACCUCCAAACUUGCAGUAACAGAAGCAGAGACGGCCUUUCCUUCCCCAUCACAAACUGAGGUUCACAUCCAGUCUUCAUAUUUUGAAGUACCAGAGUUGCAGGAUGAGAUGCCCGCUACCCCAAUCAAAGAGAAGCCCCUCCCAUUAACACUGACGGAGGCCCAGGUGCAAACUUCAUAUGUAGACAUACCAGCAGGGAACAAGUGGCAUUCGUCACGACUACAAGUUGAGGCCCAGGUGCAAACCUCCAGGCUUGAAUUGCCAGAGGCAAAGGAGAAGGCUCCUUCCCUGUCCCAAACACAGGCUGAGAUGCAAACCACGAGGGUUGAAAUAACAGAAGAGAAAGCAGUGCCUCCGACUCCCCCAGAUGUUAAAAUAUUAGCAGAGGAGACGUUGAAGGAGGAGGUAGAGCUGAAGCUUCCACACCCUGAAUAUGCCGAGGCCCAGGUGCAGACCUCGCGUGUUGAAAUACCUGUGGGGAAGAAGUGGCGUUCGUCCCGUUUAUGUACCGAGGCCCAGGUACAAACUUCAUAUCAAGAACUCCCAGUUGUGAAGAGCAAGACUUUGCCCCCACAAGGAACUGGGAUGGCAAAGAAGGUCACUGAGCGUGCAGCAUCAAAGAAACUAACAAAAACCUCGACACGAGCAACACCGAUAUCUGUGCACUUACAUGUAAAGAUGACUCCACGACGCCGGAAUGGGAAUAAAAAGAACUAGUAAAAACUUGAAUUUAAACAAAUAAAACCUUGUAAAAUAACAAACUUAACCUGUGAGAUUUUUCUGGAGAUGGUAUCUCACAGUUUGAAGGCACAGGGCCAUGUCCCCAUCUAGUGUAUAUCUAGCUUCACUGAAGUAAUUGGAGUUAUGGAGAUAUACACCAGCUGCAGAUCGGACCUGUAAUUUCUUACUUCCUCAUUUUAUAAUCUUUGUUAUAGUUAGUUGUUUGGCAUGGUAAACUCCAGUUUUGGUCCUGUCCCCAUCCUUGCUAAUUUGCAUUUUGGUAGAUUGCACACUGUGUAAUUCACACACAAAACUGUGUUGCUACACAACAUUCUAGUAAAAUUUGGGAUUUAGUGCUCAAGUGAGGUCUCAUGCUGUAAACCAGGCAAAACUCCGUCAGUACAAAUCACAGCUUUCCUUGUCUACACUACGAGUUUGGACCAGUUCAGCUACAUCAUUGGCUGGGCAUCAGUUGUUGCAGUUGGGACAAAUUUCCAGUGGAUACUACUUCUGCCAUAAUGAAAGCUCCCAUAGGUCACCCGUGGGAACCAUAACUCUGAAUUUCAUAACUGUUAUGUGACUAAAUCUCAACCUUGAAGAACCAGUGGCCACCAAAGCAGGCAAACCAAAGCCCGGAUCUUGCGACUGCAUCUGUGCUUGCAGGCUCCAAAGCAGGAAUCUGCUUAAGAGGAACCAGUUGCCGGAUUAGGACCGAAGAAAUCUGCCUUCUGGUAUAUGUGUGUAUCUGUCACCAUACAGGUUUGGAAAACCCACUCUUCUGGAGCAUGUCUGUUCGUCGUUAGGAGUACUGGUCAAGUGGCUAUUCCAUAUCACUGAGAGACUGAGAAAGUGAUUGAGAGUGAAAAUUUUAUUCCUAUCCAGUCACCAAAC